AUGAAAGUACACCACGGAAUAAAUCGUGGCAAAUGUGGGAUUUGUGGUGACCCUUAUGGUCAACCAGCAGAACACGAGGCUGGUGGAAAAUACGCCCCUGGUAUUAUAGUGGCAAUGUACCAACCAGGACAAAUUGCUGACAUUGGAGUAGAAUUAACAGCCAACCACAAGGGUUGGUUUGAAUUCAGGGUAUGCGUCCACAACGAUUUUACUACUCCAGCGACACAUGACUGCUUGUAUGAAAACCUCUUGAAGUUUGAAGACGGCACAACACGGAAUACACGACUAAUACACGCUGUUAUUGUCAAGUCCCAUGUAUUACGAUUCAAAUUUAACCGUAUUUUAGGAAACAGUUGGGGAACUGACCUUAAUGGCAGGGGUUGUUUGGGAUGCGGUAUUCAAGAAGAAUUCUAUGGGUGUGGAGAUGUAGCAAUUAGUGAAUCAGGGGUUCUGCCUAUAACAAGUCCAGUAACUAGCCAGACAACCAGUCAAAUAACAAGCCCAUCUACUAGCCAGAUAACAAGCCCAAAAACCAGUCAGACAACAAGUCCAAUAACCAGCCAGACCACAAGCCAGGUAACAAGCCCAACCACGAGCCAGGUAACAAGCCCAACCACGAGCCAGAUAACAAGCCCAACAACCAGCCAGAUAACAAGCCCAACAACCAGUCAGAUAACAAGUCCAACAACUAGUCCGAUAACAAGUUCAACAACCAGCCAAACCACGAGCCCGGUAACAAGUCCAACAACCAGCCAGGCAACAAGGCCGACAACCAACCAGAUGUCGGAUACAAUGAGAUGUGUUGCUUUUGGACCUUGGCUAGGGGUGGCCGGUAAAGAUGAAUGGUGUGAAACUAACAGUCGGAGUGGUUUCUGUCCCGCAAAUUGUUGUACAUGCACGGAUAUGGCGGAAACAUGUAGAUCUAUGGGUAUUUCGUUGGAAGUGAUAUGGACAAUUGGUGCAUAAACAAUUGCUUAUUAGGCAAUUGUCCGGCUGAUCGUUGCAAAUGUUGAUUUAUCUCGUAUUUAAUUUUAAAUGUUGUCUGGACAUGGAUCUAUAUGAUGAUGUAAUCAUCGCGCAGAUAAAUGUUAUUCUGGGAUUGAAAAUAAAUUAUAAACUGUAGGGCAUACAGGUAUAUACAGAUAUAUUCAAAUGU
Molecule: messenger RNA, 1156 nt
Organism: Patella vulgata (common limpet)
Lineage: Eukaryota; Metazoa; Mollusca; Gastropoda; Patellidae
Product: mucin-2
Exons: 4
Coding region: 1-966 (321 amino acids)
Source: RefSeq, a predicted model, not a curated record